This is a messenger RNA of Corylus avellana, 705 nucleotides long. RefSeq lists its product as uncharacterized. Lineage: Eukaryota; Viridiplantae; Streptophyta; Magnoliopsida; Fagales; Betulaceae. The record is from RefSeq and is a predicted model, not a curated record.
AUGGCUUUCUUAAUUGAAAAUAGAGAAAAUUGGUCUGCCACCGAAGAUCUAAUGCAACAUACCAAUCUACCUUUUACUGAUUGGGUGAUGAGGUUUCCCAUGCCUGGUAGUUUUAAGGUUCCUCUGAUUGGCGAAUAUGACGGAAGUGGAGAUCCGUCCGACCAUAUGGAAAGUUUCCGAGCUCAUAUCAUCCUUCAUGAAACUCCUGACGAAAUCGCUUGCCGAGCUUUCCCUUUAACUUUAAAAGCAGUCGCCAAAGAGUGGCUUGGAAGUCUGAAUCCUAAAUCUGUUGAUAAUUUUGGUCAUCUUGGGCAGCCGUUCUUAGGUCAGUUUCUUGCCACUCGAAGAAGAAAGAAGAAUCCAGCAUAUUUAUUGUCCCUUGUGCAAGGAAAAGGGGAAACCUUGAAGGAUUAUUUGUUGCGGUUCAAUCGGGAGAAACCGGCAGUAGAAAGUACUGACGAGCAAACCAUUCUCUCAGCAUUGAUGCACGGUAUACAGACUGAAGGGCCUCUGAUGGCCGAAUUGUCCAAAAGGCCAAAAACAGGAACUUUACGACAAUUCAAUAGCAAGGCCGAGAAAUUCAUCAACCAGGAAGAGACUAUCUCAGCGUUGCUGAAAUCUAAAGCUGCCGAGAAUAAGCCUGCUGCUAAUCCAGUUAUGACGAAACCGAGGGUUUUUGUCGAGAAGAAAAAGAAGGACCGCUAA